AUGCUCUUAUCGAUCGGAAGAAAAAAUGUGCGGUUGACUGCCUGUCAACACCCUGGCAAAAUGUUUCAACAGACUGCUCUGCGAUAUUGCUUUACUAUGAACUCAUUCACGAUAAAGCAUGAGUUCAGCAUCUUCUUUGGUUUCAACUGUGCCUUCUCAGUGACUUCAAACUCUGGCAAUUUCAUGUACAUACUUCAUGGGCUAACGUUUAUUCCUAAAGCACUACUGCUCUGCAUGAUAGACAGUAGCGCUAACUCGACAGAGCCGCUGAAAUGUGAUAUAGAUGAAUUACCCAGAUAUGACACAUCUGGCCCUUCUUCCCGCGACUUUCAGACCUGCUUCUACAAGGUUUUGCUUUGGAGGCCGCGGCAUUAA
Molecule: messenger RNA, 375 nt
Organism: Plasmopara halstedii
Lineage: Eukaryota; Oomycota; Peronosporomycetes; Peronosporales; Peronosporaceae
Exons: 1
Coding region: 1-375 (124 amino acids)
Source: RefSeq, a predicted model, not a curated record